Messenger RNA from Exaiptasia diaphana, 3541 nucleotides. RefSeq names its product trichohyalin. The transcript is spliced from 15 exons. Bases 6 to 1712 code for a protein of 568 amino acids. The record is from RefSeq and is a predicted model, not a curated record. Lineage: Eukaryota; Metazoa; Cnidaria; Anthozoa; Actiniaria; Aiptasiidae.
UGAAAAUGUCUCCCCAGGACUUACAUGAUGUUAUUAGCCUGUUAAUGUUUUACAGGAUCUUGCUUGGAUUAGUUGUCAAAUCCAUCUUACUGCAGCUAUUCUUUGGAGAGUUUUUGAAUGCAGAUGAAACAGGCUGCGCAGAAGAAAAUGAUGACGGUGAAAACAGUAUCCACAGCAAUGAGAGCUGCGGGCAGCAAUGGCCGAAUGAUGAUCUCUUGCAGCAGCCAAUGCAGGAAACUGGACAACCUGAAGAAGGAUUGGAUCACCCUUUAGAGAACUUACAGCAGAGAAGAGAUAUGAUGGAAGAAGAUUAUCAGUGGGAUAAUGCUUAUAACCUGGCAUUGGAAGAACAAAUACAGCAACUACAAUGUUAUAUGGAAGCUCGAAGGGAAGAAGAAGUCCAGCAUCUCUUCACACAAUUGGAAGAGAUAAAGCAACAUCAAGAACAACUGCUAAUAGUUGAAAUGGAAGAAAAAAGGCAAGUACAAGACCUGCAGCUCAGCAAGGAAAUGGAUGAUAGAAGGCAAGCACAAGACCUGCAGCUCCGCAAGGAAAUGGAUGAUAGAAGGCAAGCACAAGACCUGCAGCUCCGCAAGGAAAUGGAUGAUAGAAGGCAAGCACAAGACCUGCAGCUCCGCAAGGAAAUGGAUGAUAGAAGGCAAGCACAAGACCUGCAGCUCCGCAGGGAAAUGGAUGAAAAAAGGCAAGCACAAGACCUGCAGCUCCGCAAGGAAAUGGAUGAUAGAAGGCAAGCACAAGACCUGCAGCUCCGCAAUGAAAUGGAUGAAAAAAGGCAAUCACAAGACCUGCAGCUCCGUAAGGAAAUGGAUGAUAGAAGGCAGGCACAAGACCUGCAGCUCUGUGAUGAGAUGGACAAAAAAAGGCGGGCACAAGACCUGCAGCACUGCAAGGAAAUGGAUGAAAAAAGGCGAGCACAAGACCUGCAGCUCCGUGAACUUGCUACUUCUGAUGUACCAUCAGAACUGAAAAUGGAGGAAUUAUCUUCAAUGCAAGAGGAAGGAGACAUCCAUGAUGGAACUUAUGCUACCGAAGAGCUUGAGAUCAAUAGUGACCCCAAAACUCAACCACUUCAAAGAUCCAUUAAUCCCUGUGAAGAAUUGAAAAAACUCCAGAUUCAGAGAAAUCAAAACAUGAGAAACUAUGAAAAAGAAAUGAUUGAUGACCAACUGGAAGGAGACAGAGGAGGAUUACUUAAUCAGGAACUGGCAAGUGCUGUAAAUGAAGGCCAAAAAAAGAGCAGUGAGGAUAAAACAGCACCAAAUCACCAACUUACAGAAAUAGGAAACCCAGGUCAACUAGACAUGGAUAGGAGGAAGAGCAAACCAAGUCCUACAGACCAAGUUGACAGUUUAUUGCCACAAGUUAAACAUGACAAUGAACAAUACAGUCUCCAGAAGGAACAACAAAAAAGCCAAGUGGAACCAAAGAUUAAAGUCCUUGACCAAUUGCUGAGAGACAGAGGGAAAUCACCUAACCUCAAUCAGGAACUACAUGGCAUUGAAACCAAAGAAAUGAACAGUGAGGGUGCAGCAGCACCGAAUCACCAACUUUCAGCAGAAGACAGUGGUCAGUUCUCAAUGACUACAAGUGAAGAUGAGAAACCUUGGAAAGAGGAUGGUAAGAAAAAUCAAGCAAGCCAAACAGAAGAAACUUCACCACCUGAAAAGUGGGAAAAGUCUCAUGAUGGCUGAAAAUCAUCUCAUAGCCAGGAUGUUAAUAAAACCCUGAUAACUAAGACCUUGCUUAUAAUGCUAACUAUCACUAUUAUAAAAAAUAUAUUAUACAAUCAUGUAGUAAGUGCCGUUUUAACAGGCUCUUUGCAGCUGGGGGUCAUGUGACCACACCUACCUUAAAUUAAUCAGCAAUGACAAAAUGAUGUCCAGAAAUGGAAAAAGGAGUUCAAAAUAAGAAAGAAGACAUAGUUUCAAGUCUUAACACUAAAUAUUUCAAAAUUGAUAGCAAAUACAAAAUUUUUUUCUAAAGAAUUAUAUGCAAACACAGAACGCAAGGCUUGCUCUCCAGCUCUAUUUUCCCAUACGCUUCUUCCAAAAAAUCAAUAUUUUAUAUUUGCUGCCAUUGUUUAGCAUUUAGAGUUGAGAUGUGAGACAUUGACAUUUUAUCAACAUAAACCUGUGCUUAUUUCCAUUUCUGAACAUCAUUUUUUGAUAGCUCAUUGAUUUAAGGUAGGUGUAGUCACGUGACCCCCAGCUGCAAAGGGCUUAUUAGAACGAUUUCACAUAAGCGUUUUUAACAUGCAAAUGAGUUAUUCGAGUAUUUAACAUGCAAAUUAGUUGACACCUAAGCCACAGAUAGCCCAAACGUAUUAUCAAAGGACGAGUUACAUCGUUUAUCAAUUUUGAAUUUUAUUCAGUAUCAAAGUUCGUAAUAAAUACAAUGCAUUCCAACUUGACUCAAGUUUUCAAGGUAACAACUCAUCUCAGGUGUCAACUAAUUUGCAUGUUAAAUACUCGAAAAACUCAUUUGCAUGUUAAAGACGCUUAUGUGAAAUCGUUCUAUUAGGAUACCUAAGAGACCUUGUCUAUAAUGCUAACUAACGCUAUUAUAACAAAUAUAUUAUACAAGUAGUAAGUACUGAUUUAAUUAGGAGACCUAUUAUAAGUUGUAGCCUUACCAAAAACUUUUUUUCAUUUUUUUUUAUUAACCUAAUAAAAUGCCAUGACAUCUAUUUCCUAAUUAUUUUUGGAAUAUUAUAAGAUGGUUCAUAACAUAUAAAUGCACACAAUAUGGCAAACAUUGCGAUUCUAAACAACUGUGCAAUAGAGUCAUUUUCAUCCGUCUGUGAAACAAGUACUACUAGUCGGUGUUUAACAGUAACUAUUAGGGUGUAGUAGGCUACCAAACUGUUUUUGCCUAAUUUGUUUGUCGCAUGUCAUAAGUUAAACUAUUGGGAGCUAAUAGGGGGUAAUAGUAUUUAAUAGCAUAGUAAUAGUAAUAAACAAAAAAAAUAUAAAAAUUAGAGCAAUGCCAAUUUACAUAAACUUAUUAGUUGCCACAGAACCAGUCUACGAUCGUGUCACAGUAAUGAGACGCGGGGCACUAUCUAAUAUUCACUCAUAUAAUCUUAUGAUUUAGCAAAGUUUCAUAAAUAAACGAAAAAGACGUGCUGUACUGUCUUUGUGUGGUUUUUCAGUGAAAAAAAUUAACUUACAAUUAUCAGUACUAAAAUCGGUCGCCAUCUUGGUUACAGGGCAGUCAUUUGUCAAAUACUCUAAUGUUUGAAAUCUUGAAGAAAAUCCCAAAAUCACUGCAUGUUAAAAUACGAGCCAAUGUUUAGUUAGACAGCAUAAAGAAUUUGAAAAACACAGCAAGUUUACUUGGGAGGCCCUGGGAGAUUCCAGUGUCAAUGAUGACUAAGGUCAGGCAGUAAGUUAAGUUAAGUUAUUAGUUCUACAGCGCACAUUCGUUUUCCACAAAAAGCUCAUAUUCAAAUAUAUCUAACACUAAUGGUAUUGAAUGCAUUAUGUCUUGUAGCACAAAUUAAAAAGACUAAAAAAACUUA